Orcinus orca (killer whale) is the source of this 1189-nucleotide messenger RNA. RefSeq names its product cofilin 1 (gene CFL1). The record is from RefSeq and is a predicted model, not a curated record. Gene Ontology annotation, molecular function: actin filament binding. The coding region runs from base 140 to 640 and encodes 166 amino acids. Gene Ontology annotation, biological process: actin filament severing; actin filament fragmentation; cell motility. Gene Ontology annotation, cellular component: lamellipodium; actin cytoskeleton; actin cortical patch. The transcript has 4 exons. NCBI's taxonomy places the organism in Eukaryota, Metazoa, Chordata, Mammalia, Artiodactyla, Delphinidae.
CCGCCCCGCCCCUCAUUGUGCGGCUCGUACUAAACGGAAGGGGCCGGGAGAGGCCGCGUUCAGUCGGAUCCCGGCAGCAGCUGCAGCGGCUCUUGUCUUUUCUGACUCUCCUUGCUAUCUCCUUUUCUCUUCCGGAAACAUGGCCUCUGGCGUGGCUGUCUCUGAUGGGGUCAUCAAAGUGUUCAACGACAUGAAGGUGCGUAAGUCGUCGACACCAGAGGAGGUGAAGAAGCGCAAGAAGGCGGUGCUCUUCUGCCUGAGCGAGGACAAGAAGAACAUCAUCUUGGAGGAGGGCAAGGAGAUCCUGGUAGGUGAUGUGGGCCAGACUGUAGACGACCCCUACACCACCUUUGUCAAGAUGCUGCCAGACAAGGACUGCCGCUACGCCCUCUAUGACGCAACCUAUGAGACCAAGGAGAGCAAGAAGGAGGACCUGGUGUUCAUCUUCUGGGCCCCUGAGUGUGCACCCCUUAAGAGCAAAAUGAUCUACGCCAGCUCCAAGGACGCCAUCAAGAAGAAGCUGACGGGGAUCAAGCAUGAAUUGCAAGCAAACUGCUAUGAGGAGGUCAAGGACCGCUGCACCCUGGCAGAGAAGCUGGGGGGCAGCGCCGUCAUCUCUCUGGAGGGCAAGCCUUUGUGAGCCCCCUCCAGCCCCCUGCCUGGAGCAUCUGGCAGCCCCAGACCUGCCCAUGGGGGUUGCACGCUGCCCCCUUCCUGCCAGACCGGAGGGGCUGGGGGGAACCCAGCAGGGGGAGGGCAGUCCCUUCACCCCAGUUGCCAAACAGCCCCCCCACCCCCUGGACCUUCCUCCUCUUCCCUCCAUCCCUGACGGUUCUGGCCUUCCCAAACCGCUUUUGAUCUUUUGAUUCCUCUUGGGUUGAAACAGACCAAGUUCCCCCCAGGAACCCCUGUUUGGGGGGGACCUGUAUUUUUUUUAACGACACCCCAGUUCCCCCCUUGUUCCUCCCUUUUCCCAUGCUGCCAACUUCUAACCACAAUAGUGACUCUGUGCUUGUCUGUUUAGUUCUGUGUAUAAAUGGAAUGUUGUGGAGAUGACCCCUCCCUGCGCCACCUGGUUCCCCUCCCCCUUGCCCCUGGUCACAGCCACUCAUGGAAGCAGGACCAGUAAGGGACCCUCAAUUAAAAAAACAAAAAAAACACACAACAAUAAAAAGGCUCACUAAUGGGA